This is a messenger RNA of Dreissena polymorpha, 2143 nucleotides long. RefSeq lists its product as uncharacterized. The record is from RefSeq and is a predicted model, not a curated record. The transcript has 8 exons. Lineage: Eukaryota; Metazoa; Mollusca; Bivalvia; Myida; Dreissenidae. Bases 371 to 1585 code for a protein of 404 amino acids.
CUAAAAAUAAAGUCAAGUCAUCUAACCUCGUUAUCCAUGACCCUUUCCAAUGAGUGCAAAAACGCAACUGAAACCAAACGACAGUUUGGCCCUAUUUAUGCUCGUAGUAAAGUGACGUCAUACGCAUGUUUCAAUGAAUGACGUCACACGACUAAGCAAAUCUUCAAUAAUUUACAUAUGAUUUAGCACAAUGUCAAUGAAUGGCGUCAUAUAAUAGUAAACAUUCAAGAUGGCGGAAAAGAGAAAAUACCGCGAAAUACUUGCGAGUUAAUUUAUAACAAAGAUUUCAAUCCGGAAAUAUCAAGACGCGUUGCCGAGAUUGAUUGAUCUCCUUAGAGUUCAUCAACAUCAGAUAUUAACGUGGUCGUAAAUGGCAUUUCAGCGCAAACGGUGUUCGCGUCUGGGAAUCGCUGCGAGCUUUUGUAUCGGAGGAUACGUCUUGAUAGCGGUUACACUAAUAAACAGCACAAUAAACGACUUUACAGAUGAGAUUCACACACACGAUCAACGUUGGCAGAGGGGAAUAGAAAAUCAACAUAGUUUCCAGUUGAAAAACCUACGUCACAACACAUCAGUUGCCGAUGCUGCGCGUGGUGUUCUAAACGAUCCGACAGUUGUACCGGUGUUCUACGAGAAGAAUCGUCCACCAAAUAUAACAGUGCCAAUAAAACACAAGUGUUCGAAGUGGUUUGAAGCGACAUUUGAAGACAACCUCCGCGUCAUUUCUGGCUACCUCAGCAAACACAUGACAACAUUUCCGCCAAUGAACAGGCCAACAAUGGAAAUGAUGUCAUUUCCUGUUAUAGUGACUGCUUGUAGUCACGACUUCUUUCAUGUAAGCGAGGGUCUACUUAAAAGUAUCGACAACCUAAUACUUCCAAAAUACCCGGAUUUGAAAUUAUUCUACUAUGACCUUGGAUUACACGAGCAAGACAUAAAAACGAUUGAAUCUGGUUGCAAAUUUUGCACAGUCAUCAAAUUCGAUUUCCAAAAAUAUCCACAACAUGUUCAACAUUUGAAAUUUUACGCAUGGAAACCAUUGAUUGUGAGGGAAGUCAUGCAAAAUUACAGCUGGGUUUGGUGGAUGGAUUCGUCGGCUCGGAUUCUGCGAAACGAUACGGAACUCGACCGUGCCCUUCAAUAUAGUAAAGAAAACUCUAUCUUGUUUUUCACUUACGGAGAAACUUUAGCGGUUGCUAGACAUACUCACAAAGGGACGAUGUCGAUUCUGGAAGAAGAUUAUUGCAAAUUUCGUUAUUUUGGCGAGAUCGAAGCAAGUUUUGUGCUCUUCCAUUUUGAUAGCGUCAGCAGUUUGGUUGUAGACAAAUGGAGCGCAUGCGCAUCGCUCGAUCAGUGCAUGAAUCCGCGGGAUGCAAAGUUAUCAUGUCAUCACAUUUCGCGACCAAGUGAUGGACAGUGUCAUAGAUAUGACCAAUCAGUGUUGAGUAUUUUAUUACGCAGAUUAUACCACGAUUCGAACGAUUACCCGUUAGUUUCUGUGCCAAUACGAAUUCACGAAUUACGGAGAGGAAGUGUUGAACAUUAUUUUAGUCGUUUAAGUCCCAAAAAACGUGCAGAAAUAUAACUUGUUCCAAACAAAGCUUGUAUCAUUUCUAAUCUGUCGUUUCUACCAGGUGAUGAUGGUAGGUUCAAAUUUUACUGUUAUUGAAUAGUAUUGAAAAUCGUUUUCCAUUUUGUUUAUCUUGGCAUAAAAAAGGGUCUUAUUAAUCAAUCAUUACUGUUUGUAUCCGAGACAUCUGGGAGUAGUCUUCACUAACCAGAUAAAAUUUUCUUCAUAACAAAUUUGUUAUUUUCAAUUGAUUUGAUUAUCACGUCAUUUAUAAAAGUAUCGCGUCAUGUGAAAAUGGUUCAUAUGCCAUAUGCAGACAGUCUGGCCUGGGGCUACCCUGUCAGCUCAUGAACGAACGAAAUCGUGCGUGACUAUUUAGCAGAGAAGUUAGCUCCUUGCCAGACUUUGAGAAUGAUACGAUCAUCGGAUGGUCACAUAUGGUAUAUAUAGCUUAUGUUUACAAGGCCCAAAAUUCACUCAAGGUCACUCUUUGUACUAUAAUUAUGAAUUGAAUAUUUGAUAGAAACGGCGUCAUCACUCUUACUUUAAGCUAUCAACUUGUUAUAUAGUGUG